This is a messenger RNA of Procambarus clarkii (red swamp crayfish), 1201 nucleotides long. The record is from RefSeq and is a predicted model, not a curated record. NCBI's taxonomy places the organism in Eukaryota, Metazoa, Arthropoda, Malacostraca, Decapoda, Cambaridae.
GUGCCCCCACAACCUCCGGUGCCCCCACAACCUCCGGUGCCCCCACAACCUCAGGUGCCCCCACAACCUCCGGUGCCCCCACAACCUCCGGUGCCCCCACAACCUCCGGUGCCCCCACAACCUCCGGUGCCCCCACAACCUCCGGUGCCCCCACAACCUCCGUGCCCCCACAACCUCCGGUGCCCCCACAACCUCCGGUGCCCCCACAACCUCCGGUGCCCCCACAACCUCCGGUGCCCCCACAACCUCAGGUGCCCCCCACAACCUCAGGUGCCCCCACAACCUCCGGUGCCCCCACAACCUCCGGUGCCCCCACAACCUCCGGUGCCCCCACAACCUCCGGUGCCCCCACAACCUCCGUGCCCCCACAACCUCCGGUGCCCCCACAACCUCCGGUGCCCCCACAACCUCCGGUGCCCCCACAACCUCCGGUGCCCCCACAACCUCCGGUGCCCCCACAACCUCCGUGCCCCCACAACCUCCGGUGCCCCCCACAACCUCCGGUGCCCCCACAACCUCCGGUGCCCCCACAACCUCCGGUGCCCCCACAACCUCCGUGCCCCCACAACCUCCGGUGCCCCCCACAACCUCCGGUGCCCCCACAACCUCCGGUGCCCCCACAACCUCCGGUGCCCCCACAACCUCCGGUGCCCCCACAACCUCCGGUGCCCCCACAACCUCCGGUGCCCCCACAACCUCCGGUGCCCCCACAACCUCCGGUGCCCCCACAACCUCCGGUGCCCCCACAACCUCCGGUGCCCCCACAACCUCCGGUGCCCCCACAACCUCCGGUGCCCCCACAACCUCCGGUGCCCCCACAACCUCCGGUGCCCCCACAACCUCCGGUGCCCCCACAACCUCCGGUGCCCCCACAACCUCCGUGCCCCCACAACCUCCGGUGCCCCCACAACCUCCGGUGCCCCCACAACCUCCGGUGCCCCCACAACCUCCGGUGCCCCCACAACCUCCGGUGCCCCCACAACCUCCGGUGCCCCCACAACCUCCGGUGCCCCCACAACCUCCGGUGCCCCCACAACCUCCGGUGCCCCCACAACCUCCGGUGCCCCCACCACCUCCGGUGCCCCCACAACCUCCGGUGCCCCCACAACCUCCGGUGCCCCCACAACCUCCGGUGCCCCCACAACCUCCGGUGCCCCCACAACCUCUGAGCCAGGUAGCUGGUGGCGGCGGCUUGUACUAG